AUGUCCGCUCCAUCGGACGCCCCUAUUUCGACGGACAGCUCAACAAUUCUCUCGGAAACGCCAGAUCAGAAGCCGACUGAGUCCUCCGAAAAGACGCACCAAGAUCUGACUUCUUCAGACCCCCAGACCAAUGGCAAGGACAACGAGCUCAAUCUCCCACUAUCGGCUGCAGACGGUCUCAUCCAGAAGCCCUUCGCUAGACCUCUCGAGACCGCUAAGUCCCCUCCACCCGCGGAACUCACAGCCGACCAACAAGCAAAAUACAAGACGGUCCUCGAUGCCGUCUCCGAGUGGACCGCCGUGCCAACAACGUCCGCAAAGAACUCUCCCACAGAACCCAUCACCGACAAUGAGCGCAUGUUCUUGACCCGCGAGUGUUUGCUGCGGUACUUGCGAGCGACCAAGUGGAACGCACCGGAAGCGGUGGCCCGACUCCAGCGAACCCUAACAUGGCGGCGGGAAUACGGGGUGGAAAUGCUGACCCCGGAACAUAUUUCCAUUGAGAAUGAGACAGGGAAGCAGGUUAUCCUUGGGUACGAUAUCCAUGGGCGACCCUGUCUCUACCUCCUGCCCUCGAACCAGAACACAGAAAAGAGUGAUCGCCAGAUCCAGCAUCUGGUCUUUAUGCUGGAACGGGUGGUCGACCUGAUGGGCCCGGACCAGGAAACUCUGGCAUUGAUUGUCAAUUACAACGAUACUAAGUCGGGCCAAAACGCCAGUGUCGGACAGGCCAAGCAAACCCUGAACUUUUUGCAGAACCAUUAUCCGGAGAGACUGGGUCGAGCUCUGGUGAUUAAUAUGCCCUUCAUGAUUAUGGGAUUCUUCAAGCUGAUCACGCCAUUCAUCGACCCUCAAACCCGGCUCAAGUUGAAGUUCAACGAAGAUCUCUGUCAGCACGUUCCCCCCGGACAGCUGAUGAAGGCCAUGGGUGGUGAUGUCGAGUUCCGAUACGACCAUGCAACCUACUGGCCCACCCUGAUCCAACUGACCGAGCAGAGAAGAGUCGCCUAUAAGGAGCGGUGGGUCCAGGGCGGAAAGCGCAUCGGAGAAUUUGAGAACUAUCUGAAGACCGGGGCCAGUCCAAGUCUGGCGCAGAGCCAAGAAAAUAAUUGA
Aspergillus tanneri is the source of this 1113-nucleotide messenger RNA. RefSeq names its product CRAL/TRIO domain protein. Bases 1 to 1113 code for a protein of 370 amino acids. The record is from RefSeq and is a predicted model, not a curated record. The transcript is spliced from 2 exons. Lineage: Eukaryota; Fungi; Ascomycota; Eurotiomycetes; Eurotiales; Aspergillaceae. Gene Ontology annotation, molecular function: phosphatidylinositol transfer activity.